This is a messenger RNA of Cornus florida, 1625 nucleotides long. RefSeq lists its product as uncharacterized. The transcript has 13 exons. Bases 64 to 1374 code for a protein of 436 amino acids. NCBI's taxonomy places the organism in Eukaryota, Viridiplantae, Streptophyta, Magnoliopsida, Cornales, Cornaceae. The record is from RefSeq and is a predicted model, not a curated record.
AACUAUUCUAGAAAAGUAUACCCUAUUUGAUGGCUGGGCGGAGAGAGAGAGAAAAAAAUAAAAAUGGCGCCAAUUUGUAUGCCUUUGAUGAAGAGCAGCUUCAAAACUCUGACAAGGGCCUGUACUACUCCAACUCCUACUACUUCUACUAAAGAGCGUGAACAUAACAAAUCAAUGGUUUCAGAGAAGACUCAGAAAAAUUCUAGGGUUUUGAUAUUGGGUGGAACUGGCAGAGUUGGAGGCUCCACUGCCAUUGCCCUCUCCAACCUCUGUCCCCAUCUCCGCAUCGUGGUCGCUGGCCGAAACAGGGAAAAAGGUGCCUCUAUGGUUGCUAGGCUUGGGGAGAACUCCGAGUUUGCUAAAAUAGACGUAGAGGACAUAAAGUCGUUAGAAGCAGCGUUAAAUGAUGUGGAUCUUGUUGUACAUACCGCAGGGCCAUUCCAACAGGCAGAAAAGUGUACUGUACUGGAAGCAGCCAUACAGACCAAGACGGCAUAUCUUGAUGUGUGUGAUGAUACAAGCUAUGCAUGGCGUGCAAAAUCUUAUAAGGAUAAAGCACAGGAUGCAAAUAUUCCAGCAUUAACAACUGGUGGAAUCUAUCCAGGAGUGAGCAAUGUGAUGGCAGCAGAGCUUGUUCGCACUGCAAGAAGUGAAAGCAAGGGCGAGCCAGAGAGGCUAAGAUUCUAUUACUACACCGCAGGCACUGGUGGAGCUGGCCCAACAAUUUUAGCCACCAGUUUCUUACUUCUAGGAGAGGAAGUUGUUGCUUAUAGUAAAGGAGAAAAGAUCAAACUAAAGCCUUAUAGUGGAAUGCUCAACAUUGACUUUGGAAAAGGGAUUGGAAAGAGAGACGUUUAUCUCUUGAAUUUGCCAGAAGUAAGAAGUGCUCAUGAGGUUCUACGAGUACCAACGGUCAGUGCUCGAUUUGGAACUGCACCAUUUUUCUGGAAUUGGGGAAUGGUAGCUAUGAGGAGUCUUCUUCCUGCGGAAUAUCUUAGAGAUAGAAGUAAAGUUGAACAGUUGGUUCAAUCAUUUGACCCAGUAGUCCGAAAAAUUGAUGGAAUUGCUGGGGAGCGUGUGUCAAUGAGGGUUGAUUUGGAGUGUUCAGAUGGGCGCAAUACUGUAGCUAUAUUUAGUCAUAGGAAACUCUCAGUAUCAGUGGGAAAUGCAACAGCGUCAUUUGCACUUGCCAUUCUCGAGGGAAGCACACAAGCUGGUGUUUGGUUUCCAGAAGAGCCUGAAGGAAUUGCAAUUGAAGCAAGGGAAGUUCUACUCCAACGUGCUGCCCAAGGAACAAUCAAUUUUGUAAUGAACAAGCCUCCAUGGAUGGUGGAGACAAACCCUAAAGAGCUUGGAUUAGGAAUCUAUGUGUAAAAUUUCUUAUAUAGAGCUCCGUGGACAAUUGAAGUUUCUCCUUUAGUUAGCUAGUUGUACCGCAGAGGUAAAUUUUAAAUUUAGUUUCAUGUCUUGAUUUUUGUAAGCAUGGCUUCAAGUAAAUUUUGAAUCCUGCCUGGUUAACUUUCAUUUUUUAACAUGUAAGGCACUUGGAAGUUAAAGCUGUUGUAGAGGCCGUUGACGAUUUUGCAGUAUUACAAUUUACCACUGAUUAUUCUUGUUUUACACAA